CAAUCCGUCAAAUUGAAUCCGAUUACGAUUAGAUUAGAUUGCUGCAUUCAGUUGCGUUUAUAUAUUUAACGCAAUUUUUGUGGCAAGUAAAUAAUAAAGAAGGUGUGCCAUGGCUCGAAACAGCAAUGAAAACAAAGACGACAACAUUGAUCCAGCUUCCGUAGCUUCUAACGUCAAGAACACCUUGAAACAGGAUGUUAUUAAGGAGCUACUGAAUAGCUCUUUCGAAGACAACAAGACGAAGCUGGGCAAUGAUGCAUUGUCUCUGGUUGUGGAAGUUGCCAAAUGCCUGGUUACGGAGACUUGUCUCCGUGCCUCGAGCCAGGCACUGCGAGAGUCCUGUGAUAAAGUUGACAUAGAGCAUGUUGAGAAAUGCCUGCCACAGCUGAUGUUGGACUUCCCAUAAGCCUGCAACCCUCAAAGAAACUUCCAACCUAAUUUUCAGUUGUGACUCAAGUAUUGAGGCCUUAUCAAGAUAAUAAUUUAUAAUCACUGCAACUUCCGAUCUGCGAUCUGACUGAUUCACAAAAGGGUAUACUCCAAACAUGCCCUCAUAUUUUACUAACUUAUCAAUUUUAUUGAGUAUAUUGCUUAGUAAUGAAGCUCUCUAAGGGUCUGUUUCACAAAGUCUGAGGAAGGUAUUGGAUAGCUAACUAACAAAUAAAUAAAACUUCAUGCAAAGCUUAGCACUUUAUAUACCAGUUAAGCUUAUUUGAAGAUUGUGAAAUGCCAACAAUGACUUCAUUCAUCAUGUAAGUGGCAAGUAGCUUGUUCACGACUUGGACAUUGUGAAACUGACUCUUACACUAUGAAAAGAAUCUAUUAUGGUUGACAUCAAACAAAGUUAAAGUUUGAAAUUGAUUAGCAACCAUAAACAGAAAAGGUAUGGCUCUCUUUAGCUUAAAGUCUAGUCACGCGAUAAAGACUACCCACCUCUUUCUAAUUAGAUCUUUAAGAAAGGGAUGAAUCAUUGACUCUUAACUUGCGUCAUCAUUAUGGUUAUUAUUCUCCCAACCGAGUUGUCUUCAAAACUUCACUCUGAAUUUAGAAAAUAGUUAAGUCUGUCUUAAGCGUAAGUGGUAUUUACCAAAAACUCACUAUUUAUUAGGAUUCCAGAUUUCUUUGCUUAAAAAUCCUCUAGCUGCUUGUUGCUUUUAAGUUAGAUGUGUUCAUUUACCAUACUAAAUAUAAAUUUACUUGGAUACUGCCUGUCUUACCCUAUUGUACAGCAUAGUCUCAUGUGAGCGUUUCUUUUUUUGUGCCACUUUUUUAUGUGACCUUUUUUGCCACUUGUGUUAUUUCUAGUCAGGAUCGCGAGCCCUUUUUAUCCGUAUAGGAGAAAAACGUGGCCCAGAAUUUCCAUGCAUUUUUCAAACUUUCCUUUUUGUUACCGCCAUACGAAGUAUAUGCGGAAAUGGUAACACAAUAGGAAAAAACUCUGGGACAUUUUUCUUCCCAUUAGGAUCGAGCUCGAUUCUAAGUAGAAAAGAAAAACAAAAUUUAUGAAAGUGGCAUUUUUUUAAGAAACUCUCAUGUAAUCUAUUGUUAACAAGUGGAAGAUAUAAUACUAGUACAUUUCGCUUGUGAGAAGUUUCAUAGUAUUUAUAAUGUAUACUUACCUAAUAACAAUACAUUCCAAGCUUUAAAGUUCAGUCUAGUGCUCCCAUUGGCCAUUUAAAAAUAAAAUAUGAAGAUAUUUAGAUGUAAUGGAAUUUAAAAAGCAAUAAACAGUGUCUAUUAUGUAUAAUUCAGUCUUUUGUUUCUACCAUCGAUCAUACUAUUAAUUCGACUACUAAACCACUUAAAUAAGUGCAAAAAAUUAUAGGUAGUGUAGUUUAGACGGGAAUUAUUUUUGUCAGAAAAAUAUUUUUGAUACUAGCUUUUAUCGCUGACUGUACUUUUCUUUCACCAGGCUAUUAAUACUCAUAAUAACCCAAACACAAUAAGGUUACGUCGUUUUAUUACAGAGUUCCUAUGGCCACCUUCCAGGGUCAUGUCAUAAUUAUAUUGCAUUGUCAUUCAACUUACAUAUGUAUGCAAAGUUUUAGCUUCAUCGGAAACCGGGAAGGGGGUCAAAUUUAACUUGCGAGUUUUGUCCCAUCAGUACAGAUCUCAUAUAUUGCAAGUUAAAUAAGCUUGUAAAAAGUGGAUGGUGCUAUAGUGCACUGUGUAUAUUAAGGUAACUAGUUUGUCAAGGGCGAAUUUCCCUUAGAGACAUGGACGCCAUUAACCUUUUGACCGCCACCGUCGGCUAUGGCCGACAUCUGAAAGACUUGCCAAGGACGCCAACGACGGCUACAGCCGACAGUUUCGCCAAUGCAAUGGGGGACUAACGCGGGACUCCGUAAAGUUCAAUUUCGUUUAAAUAAUUGUGAUCGCCUGCGUCCGGGGCACGGCAUAUUCCUUCGCCGUCUGCCGUUCAAGGGGUUAAAGAAGCUAUGGCCCGGGAGAUGUAAUCCGAAUCUCACGGCUAUAAGGCGGUAAACAUGUAUGGUAUAUCCAUUGAUAAACGAGUAAACGACAUGCCAAACCCUUCUGCGGCUGUAGCACGGUCGUAUUUUUAUCACUUGUCACUAUGCCUGUCACUUUCGCACUUACGUACUUGUUAGAACGUGACAGGCAUAAUGACAAGUUAUAAAAAUGAUACAGCCCCUGGGUCCAUUGAGUGUAAUUUAUGAAGGAAAAAUAGACAUUAUUUUUCAUAUAAAAUUUAUUAUGUAAAGUAGGUCUGUUCUAUGCAUGUUCCUACUCACUUCACAAUGUCCGUAAACACAUUUUAGAUCCGGUGACACGUUCGGCAUACAACUAAGAGGAAAGUAGUGCAUACAUAAUAUACAUAUUCUAAUUAAUUACAUAAAUAUCUAUUUCGAGGCAUUUCGGAACUAGGUUAUUGUCUAACGCUACGAGUGGAACUUUAAUUAAUUUUCGUUAUAAAAAAUAAUUUUAGACAGAUAUUGACUUCUUAAACAUUUGACCAUACAAUUUGUAGCUUACUUUAUACAUUAAAUUUGUUAUUAUAUUUG
Cydia pomonella (codling moth) is the source of this 3023-nucleotide messenger RNA. RefSeq names its product centromere protein X-like (gene MHF2). Lineage: Eukaryota; Metazoa; Arthropoda; Insecta; Lepidoptera; Tortricidae. The record is from RefSeq and is a predicted model, not a curated record. Gene Ontology annotation, cellular component: Fanconi anaemia nuclear complex; FANCM-MHF complex. The coding region runs from base 110 to 406 and encodes 98 amino acids. Gene Ontology annotation, biological process: replication fork processing; DNA repair; kinetochore assembly. The transcript is spliced from 3 exons. Gene Ontology annotation, molecular function: protein heterodimerization activity.